Ctenopharyngodon idella (grass carp) is the source of this 2559-nucleotide messenger RNA. It is a transcript of the gene lhx3, whose product is annotated as LIM homeobox 3. Gene Ontology annotation, biological process: neuron differentiation; regulation of transcription by RNA polymerase II. The record is from RefSeq and is a predicted model, not a curated record. Gene Ontology annotation, molecular function: RNA polymerase II transcription regulatory region sequence-specific DNA binding; DNA-binding transcription factor activity, RNA polymerase II-specific. NCBI's taxonomy places the organism in Eukaryota, Metazoa, Chordata, Actinopteri, Cypriniformes, Xenocyprididae. The transcript has 6 exons. Bases 386 to 1573 code for a protein of 395 amino acids. Gene Ontology annotation, cellular component: nucleus.
GGCGGGGUGAGCUGCUGCUGCUGCUGCUCGGUGUGUUCACGCCUCCAGGAACUCCUUCAGCACCGCGGACAGAGACACGUAAACACACACACACACACAGCUCCGGCGCUUUGUGAUGCUAAACAACUGCAGGUCAUCAGGAUUCCUCCUCCCUCAGACCUCCAGAACAACACAACGAUCCAGUCGAGACAUUUGAAAAGUUGUAGAGCAAACAGAAACACCGAGGAACCGUGUCGUUUUCUAUGCAUUAUUUUGCUGGGCAUUUUGACCGCUCAUUCCUCCCUCUCCUUUCAUUCAAAUAUUCGUUUUUUUUUUUGUUUUGUUUUGUUUUUUUUUUCCUUUACCAUAAUAAUUUUUGAUCUCCUGUUAGUGUAUUUGUGCCAGAAUGUUGUUAGAACAUCCAGGAUCAAGUUGUCAAAAUGCUGGAAAUUACACCAGAUACAGCUCGAGUCAAGAUAUCCCUGUUUGCGCGGGCUGUAAUCAGCACAUCGUGGAUCGCUUCAUCCUGAAGGUUCUGGAUCGACACUGGCACAGCAAAUGCCUGAAAUGCAGCGACUGUCAGUCUCAGCUGGCCGAAAAAUGCUUCAGCCGGGGCGACAGCGUCUACUGCAAAGACGACUUCUUCAAGAGGUUCGGCACCAAGUGCGCGGCGUGUCAGCAGGGUAUCCCGCCGACACAGGUGGUCCGGAGGGCGCAGGACUUCGUGUAUCACCUGCACUGCUUCGCCUGUAUCGUGUGUAAGAGGCAGCUGGCCACAGGUGACGAGUAUUACCUGAUGGAGGACAGUCGACUGGUGUGUAAAGCCGAUUACGAGACCGCCAAACAGAGAGAGGCGGAUUCGACUGCAAAACGACCCCGCACAACAAUCACCGCCAAACAGCUGGAGACGCUGAAGAACGCGUACAAUAACUCGCCGAAACCCGCGCGACACGUGCGCGAGCAGCUGUCAUCAGAGACCGGCCUCGACAUGCGGGUGGUGCAGGUCUGGUUUCAAAACAGAAGAGCGAAGGAGAAAAGACUGAAAAAAGACGCGGGCAGACAGAGAUGGGGUCAGUAUUUCAGAAACAUGAAGAGGUCGCGCGGCAGCUCCAAAUCAGAUAAAGACAGCACUCAGGAGGAGGGCAUGGACAGCGACGCUGAAGUCUCCUUCACAGACGAGCCGCCCAUGUCUGAGCUGGGUCACUCCAACGGCAUUUACAGCAGUCUGAGCGAAAGUUCUCCGGCUCUGAGUCGUCAGGGCGGAGGUCAUCCGCCGUUCCCCCUGGAACACGGCGCCAUCAUCCCCUCGCAGGAGCAGUACCACGACAUCCAGGCCAGUAGCCCCUACAGCCUUCCGCAGUCUCCAGGCUCGCUACAGGCUCUUCCCAGACACCAGCCCCUCAUCUCCAGCCUGGUCUACCCAGAGUCCGGCCUGCCCAUGGUGGCUCAGAGCGGAGGCCAGAACAUGACUCGAAUGAUGGCCGGGGGAAACGGGCCGAGCUCUGAUUUGUCCACGGGGAGCAGCGGUGGGUAUCCAGACUUCCCCGCCAGCCCGGCGUCCUGGUUGGAUGAGGUGGAUCAUGCCCAAUUCUGAUGCACAUUUGGGAAGAGACUCUUGUAUAGACAGUGGCGGUGAAUGGGAAUUACUCAGUGGAUGGCUGAACCUUGAAUCUUCUCUAUUUUUCUGUAGAGUUGAACAUUUGGAAAUUGGUUAGCGAUGGACCCAAGACUUGAGUCUCGCCAAGGACUUCUGUUUGGUUUUACAAGGACACGACAUUGUGAGGAGCUUUUACCACACUAAAGACCCGUUCACACAAGGGACAAUGAAAAUAUAGUUUUAAAAAAUUGUUCUAAAUAUAAAAGAAUAGGCGAGUCCACACACACCACAACUAUAACGAUAACGGCACAGUGAAACGAUAUUGUUGGAAUCACUUUCAGAGCGAUUUUUUUCAGCUGAUGAAGCAUAAGAACACUGACAGCCAAUCAGAAUCAAUCCUGCUUUAAAGAUCUCGAGCAUUUAAAGCGACAGACGACAAAACUGCAGAAUAAACAGUACGAAUGUGGACGCUAAUAUUGGUGUGAACAGGCCUUUAGACCAUAACUUUUAAUUAUACAACGUUUUAUUUUUUAUUAUCUUUUCUCCAAAUGAGAAUUAUGGUAGACCAAGAUGCUCAUCAGAUGAAAUUUCCACCAGUCAUCAUCCAUCAUUGCUGUUACCGAUGUGUAUAAAUGUGAUAUCACCAGUUUUGGUCAUUGCCAAAUGUCUAUGUACAUUAUAUAACAUUUUAUCAAUGUGGAGUCUUUAUUUUUAUACAACCCCCUUGGACAAUACGAUCACAGAGACAUUAGGACUUUGUAUGUUUCACAACAGGGAUAGACAAGUUGUAGUUGUUGUCUCUUUCUAAUUAGUAGGAGUACCUCUAUGCAUUUGUGUGUUUUCAGACGUGUCUCGUUCAUUUCACUCUGUUGGAAACGUUUGGCCUGUAUGUGUUAUAUAUGUGGAAAAAAAUGUUUUAUGUCUUAUUUAUUCUCUCUGAUGAUGGUUAAGUGGUUUAAUAAAUUUGUCAGUGAAAUCCUCAA